AUGUCGGCCUUCUACAUUCUCUUCACAAGCCAUCUGGUAGCCGCAAUAUUCAGCCCGAUUCAGGACUGCGAUGAAGUCUUCAACUACUGGGAGCCGACACAUUACCUCAACCAUGGGCACGGGUUCCAGACUUGGGAGUACUCACCCGACUAUGCCAUUAGAUCUUGGACGUAUGCAGGUCUCCAUGCUAUUGUGACGCCUCUUGUCAAGUUCCUACCAGCCCUUGCUAGCCCAAAGGUCGCGGAAUUCUACCUCCUCCGCGGCACUCUCGCAUUUGUGUGCGCAGUCUGCGAGUCAAGACUCUUCUCCAAGAUCUCCGUGGCGCUGAAUCCAAGGAUUGCCAUCUUCUACCUUCUCAUCACUGUGACAGCACCUGGCAUGUACCAUGCGAGCGCGGCCUACCUCCCGAGCAGCUUCGCGAUGUACUUUGUCACGCUUGGCAUCGCGGCGUUCAUGGACUGGCGCGGCGGGCUACGUACCGCACAGGGUAUCUUCUGCUUUGGUGCCGGAGCUUGCCUCGGAUGGCCGUUCGCUGCAGCAAUGUCUGCUCCAUUCUUGCUCGAGGAGCUGCUUCUGGCAUGGUUGAGCAGCCGAGAAGGUCUCAUCGAGCUUUUCUGGCGAGUGGCCGAUGGCAUUGCUCGAGUGCUGCUAGUUCUGUCUCUGCAGGUUGGUCUGGACUCUUUCUUGUACAAGAAGCUGGUUCUGGUGCCUCUUAACAUUGUCUGGUACAAUGUGUUCAGCAGCAAGGGCCCUGACCUCUACGGGACCGAGCCGUGGCACUUCUACUUGAGGAACCUAUUCCUGAAUUUUCAUGUCUGGUUGCUUCUGGCACUCGCCUCCAUGCCGCUACUUCUUACUCAGCACUUCUUGCGUACCAAGGGAGCCACGAAGUCGAGCUACCUCCGAGGCAUAGUCUUCCUGACGCCAUUCUACCUGUGGCUGGCAAUAUUCACACUGCAGCCGCACAAGGAGGAGAGAUUUAUGUAUCCGGCCUACCCAGCAUUGGCUCUCAACGCAGCUGUUGCCAUGCACAUCAUACUCGCAAACCUCGGGUCGACCGAUCCGAAGGACCUUGUCAGCGCUAUUCCUGUUCAAUUGCGCCUCUUGGGAAUCCUCGGAUUUGUUGUCGUUGCGACAAUUAUUGCCGUCUUCCGUACGCUGGGUACUGUCACUGCUUUCAGCGCUCCUCUGGAGAUCUAUAAGCCUUUACACCAGGCAGGCAUGUCCAAUAUCGGAGAUCUGGUGUGUCUAGGUAAGGAAUGGUACCGCUUCCCGUCCCACUACCUGCUUCCAGAUGGUGUCCGCGCGAAGUUCGUCAAGAGCGAAUUCAAAGGCCUUCUUCCGGGAGAGUUCUCGGAAGCCACCACAGGAUUCGGUGUCUUCCCGGGAGCAUGGCUAGUUCCCAGUGGAAUGAACGAUGAAAACCGCGAGGACCUCAGCAAGUACACCGACCUGCAGCGCUGCAAUUUCAUGGUCGAUGUGAAUCUACCCAGCACGCAAACAACAGCUUUGGAACCAAGCUACAUCGACGACCAGCAAAUAUGGGACAAAGUCAAGUGCUUGCCAUACUUGGAUGCCGCAUCGACUGGCAUUGUCGGACGAUUGGGCUACGUGCCAGAUCUGGCAUUCAUUCCAGCAAAAUACAAGAGAGUGUGGGGAGAAUACUGUCUGCUGAAGAGGAGGCAGAAGGAGCAACGAGAGUAUCCAAAGGCGCUGCCCAACGUUGAGCGGCUGUUGUGA
Molecule: messenger RNA, 1740 nt
Organism: Zymoseptoria tritici IPO323
Lineage: Eukaryota; Fungi; Ascomycota; Dothideomycetes; Mycosphaerellales; Mycosphaerellaceae
Exons: 1
Coding region: 1-1740 (579 amino acids)
Biological process (GO): protein N-linked glycosylation
Cellular component (GO): endoplasmic reticulum membrane
Molecular function (GO): alpha-1,2-mannosyltransferase activity
Source: RefSeq, a predicted model, not a curated record